Botrytis cinerea B05.10 is the source of this 1045-nucleotide messenger RNA. It is a transcript of the gene Bcbna6, whose product is annotated as Bcbna6. The record is from RefSeq and is a predicted model, not a curated record. Gene Ontology annotation, biological process: NAD+ biosynthetic process; quinolinate catabolic process. The transcript has 2 exons. Gene Ontology annotation, molecular function: nicotinate-nucleotide diphosphorylase (carboxylating) activity. Gene Ontology annotation, cellular component: cytoplasm. The coding region runs from base 118 to 1005 and encodes 295 amino acids. NCBI's taxonomy places the organism in Eukaryota, Fungi, Ascomycota, Leotiomycetes, Helotiales, Sclerotiniaceae.
GAGCCUUCAAACAUUCAGUCUAUGACCACAACUUCUGAAGCAGCAAAAUUAUUUGCCCCAAUUCUGUACGAUUUCUUUCCCAAGCUCUCUAAAUAGUAUUCUAAACCCUCGAAAACCAUGGCUCUCGAACAUGGAAACCCCGCCGAUCUCCUUCCUGUCCACUGGAAAUCUCAAAUCACAGCCUGGUUUGCAGAAGAUACCCCCUCCUUUGAUUACGGCGGAUUUGUCGUUGGUGAUAGCGAACGGACUGCAACUCUGUAUGGAAAAUCGCGAGGAAUACUAGCAGGUGUGCCAUUUUUCGACGAGGUAUUCGCACAAGCUGGAUGUUCGGUGAAAUGGCAUACGAAGGAAGGAACAUUAGUCGAUCCUGGCGCAUCCGGAAAAGUAGCCGUAGCUACUGUUACUGGACCAGUACGAAAACUUUUACUAGGAGAGAGAGUUGCACUUAAUACAUUGAGUCGUUGUUCUGGGAUUGCCACGAAAUCGAGGGACAUGGAGGUUUUGGUUAGGAAGGCGGGGUACAAGGGAAUUCUUGCUGGAACGAGGAAAACUACUCCAGGCUUCAGGUUGGUGGAGAAAUAUGGAAUGAUUGUUGGAGGGGUUGAUGGGCAUAGACAUGAUUUGUCUAGUAUGACUAUGUUAAAGGAUAAUCACAUUUGGGCUAGAGGUAGUAUUACUGAUGCCGUUAAGGCUGCGAAGGCGGCUGGUGGGUUCGCAUUAAAGAUAGAGGUGGAGGUUGAUAGCGAGGAGGGUGCUGAUGAAGCUAUUGAAGCCGGUGCUGACAUCAUCAUGUUGGAUAACUUUUCGGGAGAUGGAUUGAAGGUUGCUGCGAAGAGCUUGAGGCAAAGGUGGGCUGGGAAGAGGGAGUUUUUACUGGAGUGUAGUGGAGGGCUUACGUCUGAGAAUGUGGAGACUUAUAUCAAUAAUGAUAUAGAUAUCAUCUCCACGAGUGCGAUACAUCAAGGCGUACCUCAUGUCGAUUUCUCUUUGAAAAUUGAUCAUUAGUGAAUAGCAUAAGGAGGAACAUAAAAUAAACUACUUUGCA